This is a messenger RNA of Oryctolagus cuniculus (rabbit), 6515 nucleotides long. The record is from RefSeq and is a predicted model, not a curated record. Lineage: Eukaryota; Metazoa; Chordata; Mammalia; Lagomorpha; Leporidae.
ACCAACCUCUGAAACUGAGCAGAGGAGAAAUAUCUGCAGAUGUGUAUGUGGGUGGAUAUGUAUGGAGUUGUGCAUGUAGAGGAGGCGUCAGAUGGGAAGGAGGAUGGGCAAAUAAACAGAAGGUUGCAUGGACUGAUGAUGGAUAGAUUGGGAACUAAAUGGACGGAUGGAUAGGUGGCUGAAUGAAUAAAUGGAGAUGUAAGUGGACAAAUGGGUGGGUGAAUUAGUAAGUGGAUGGACAGGUAGCGAGAAAUGGACGCAUUGAUGGGGAAAGUGGAUGGAUGAGCUCAUGAACAGGAAGUUAAAGAGUGGCUGCAUAAAAGAUGGGUGGAUGGACAGAUGAGUGGAGAACGGAUACAUACAGAUGGUGAAUGGGUAGGUGGACGAGGUGAGCAUACAAAUGGACGAGUUGGGUGGAGUAAUGACUAAAUGGACAGAUGGGUGGGUGGAAGGAUGAGUAGAGUGAUUAUGUGGAUGGGAGCAUGGGUGGGUGGGUGGAGGGAUGAAGACAUGGACAUGGCAGGAUUGUGGUAAGUGAGCAAAUGGAAGAUUACAUGGGCGUGUGAACUGAUGGAAAGGCCCGAGCACCACCCACCUUUCAGUACUUGAGAUUAGGCAUCCUCUGUGUCAUCCCUGUCACAGCACUUCGUGUAAUACCCUAGGAUGACACUGUCAAGAUAGGACAGUUGAGGGAACAAUACAAGUCACUUGUUUCAGGGCACAGCGAAUCAGUGGAACAGCAGGAGUAGGAACCCACCCAUGCCUGCCAGAGGCGCUCCCUGAUCCAUGCUCUGUGCUCCUGCCACCCAGGAACAGAGCCCUCUAGGGGCAGAGGUGUGACUUGAGGCCAGCCACUGGAUGUGAACCGCUCCGAGUGGGGCUGCCUGGGAUAGAACCUGGUGGGGGCGUGGGACCUGGAUUGUCCCCAUCUGCACUUCCCUUACUGCUCAUUUCACAUCCAGAGAGAGGAAGAUGCAAGCUCCAGUGCCAGAGCAUAAAUCUUAGGGGGGGGGAUACGGCCAGGGGGUUGGCUUUGGAGGCAGGGCCAUAUAGAGGAUCCCUCAUACCAAUUAUCCCCACCCCCAGCCCUGUUUCUUCUGCCCUUCCAUAGCCUGGGGGGCAGGGAGGGGACACAGCGCUGCAUCAUCCCCCGUGGCACUCCGCUCUGGGGCCAUUAACAGACGCCUCCCCAUCGAUCGGAUCUGCUAAGUGCUGCUGAUUCAGGCCAGUGGGGGGUGGGGGCCCCCUGGGGGCAGAGGGGGGUAGGAGCUGGGCAGGAAGAGGGGGGGAGUCCAGGAAGGAGGUGGGGAGAACUGGCAAAACUCCCUGCCACCCCCAUUUUCCAGAUGACGCGACUGAGGCCCAACCAGCUUUGUAGGAGGCGGAGUCUCCCCAGGGUCCCUCUCAGGCUGUCCUAGGGGAGGGGGCUCUGGGAGCCACAAGGCCCCUCCCUGCCUCUCCAUCUCCCGGCAAGCUCGGAGGGGCGGGGAGAGAGAGUCAGAGGAGAACUCCCGGCAGCUCUGCAGAGGGGUCAGGAGCUCCGGUGCUUGGUACCCCCAGCCCCACCGCUCUUGCUGCUGCUGCAGCGGGGACACAGGUGAGGACAGCCCCAUGGGGAGGGGGAGGGGACCACCAGUGUCACAGUCCUUGCCCUUCCCUGGUCCAGCGCCCAUGCUGUAGCCCAUUCUGGGACAGUCCCCCGGGGUCCCACCAGAUCUUGUCUUUCCAGAGACCCAGCCCCCUUCCCCUGCCUGUGCCGCCUUCUCUCCUAGGCCUGGUUGUGGCUGCUUCUCUUCCUCUUCCUCCUCCUCCUCCUCCUGCUGCCGCUGCUGUCGCUACUGCCGCUGCCCAGCACGCACCGCCAGCCCCUCGGGGUGUGGUUUCCCCAGACCUGCCCCCAACGGUGGGACCCAGCCUUCUCCCGGACUCCCCCGCCAGCCUCCUUCAAGGUCCGGCAGUCCCCCUCCCUGAAUCAGACACACCCAACUCCCCUAAACACCCCACCCCCCUCUCCAGCCCCUUCCUCUUAUCUUAGUUUUUAGGGAUCCCCGGGUUUCUCUGGGGCUGUGCCCAACUUCUGUCCAAUUGAGUCCUGGUCCCUUGGGCUUCCCCAGGCCCCCUUUUCCUGCCUGCAGGACUCCUGAGGGUGUGGGAGGGGCUCUGUCAGCCUCUCCAGAUAGUCCCCAGGUAGCUCUCAGCCUCUCAAAAUGUAACCCAGCCCCUUUUGCCGCCCUGGCCAGUCCCACUAGGGGGCUCACCUCACUUGCCUUCCCCAGCACUCCUGCAAGGUGGAGACGACCGCCACCUCCACACACAUACCCCGGGCGAGUCUCAGCAGCUCAGGUACUCCGGAGACAGCUUUCAGCCUCCCUGCAAGCUCCUGGUUCUGUAGCCACCCCUCGAGAUGCACUAGCCCCCUUUCCACAUCUCUAAGGGGGUUCCAACCCCUUUAUCAUUCCUCCAGAAAUCUUGAUGGUUUGGACAGCCCUCCUAGAAGCCCCCUGCCCCUUCCAGACUCUGCCUCUUUCAAGCACCUGUGGUCCCACUUCUACUCCUCUGAAUGCCCCAGUCUCCUCGCCAGCCCUGCCAGGGGGUUCCAGGCCCUUUUUCCAUUCCUAAGAACUCCGGAGAGUGUGACAGCCGCUCACGUGUUUGUUGGCCCCUCUAGACACCCCCAGUCAUCUCUCAGGCAUAUGCUGGCCCCUCUACAAACAUCUCGGUCUCUAAAUCCUCCCUCAGACACCCCGUGGCCCCUCCAGACACUGUAGCUCUUGCUCGGUCCCUUGUGACAUUGCCUGGCCCCCUCCUAGACCCUCUAAAUGCCCCCCAUGCUCCUGCCCAUCUCUCUAGUUCCUCCUCCUAGUUCCUCUUGGCCUCUCUAGACACCCCCCCCCCCCCGCAGUGUCCUUGUCUGGGUGGCCCAGGGCCUCUCCAAGCCCCCCACCAUCCUGGAGACAGCUACAUUCUCCUAAAGGCCACUCCCCCCAAGUCUCUGUGGGCCAGGGGAGCGGCAGGAUGGCGGCAGGUGUGGCCACGUGGCUACCUUUUGCCCGGGCGGCUGCGGUGGGCUGGCUUCCCCUGGCCCAGCAACCGCUGCCCCCGGCGCCGGGGGUGAAAGCAUCUCGAGGAGAUGAGGUUCUGGUGGUGAACGUGAGUGGCAGGCGCUUUGAGACCUGGAAGAACACGCUGGACCGCUACCCAGACACUUUGUUGGGCAGCUCGGAGAAGGAGUUCUUCUACGAUGCUGACUCCGGCGAGUACUUCUUUGACCGUGACCCGGACAUGUUCCGGCACGUGCUAAACUUCUACCGCACGGGCCGGCUGCACUGCCCGCGCCAGGAGUGCAUCCAAGCCUUCGACGAAGAGCUGGCCUUCUAUGGCCUGGUCCCCGAGCUUGUGGGUGACUGCUGCCUUGAAGAGUAUCGGGACCGCAAGAAGGAGAACGCCGAGCGCCUGGCUGAGGACGAGGAGGCUGAGCAGACCGGGGACGGUCCAGCAUUGCCGGCUGGCAGCUCCAUCCGGCAGCGGCUGUGGCGGGCCUUUGAGAACCCGCACACGAGCACCGCAGCCCUCGUUUUCUACUACGUGACCGGCUUUUUCAUCGCCGUGUCGGUCAUCGCCAAUGUGGUGGAGACCAUCCCGUGCCGGGGCCCUGCACGGCGGCCCCCGAGGGAGCAGCCCUGUGGCGACCGCUUCCCACUGGCCUUUUUCUGCAUGGACACAGCCUGUGUGCUCAUCUUCACAGGUGAAUAUCUCUUGCGGCUGUUUGCCGCACCCAGCCGCUGCCGCUUCUUGCGGAGUGUCAUGAGCCUCAUCGAUGUGGUGGCCAUCCUGCCCUACUACAUUGGGCUUUUGGUGCCCAAGAACGAGGAUGUCUCUGGCGCCUUCGUCACCCUGCGUGUGUUCCGGGUGUUCCGUAUCUUCAAGUUCUCCAGGCAUUCCCAGGGCUUGCGGAUUCUGGGCUACACACUCAAGAGCUGUGCCUCUGAGCUGGGCUUCCUCCUCUUUUCCCUCACCAUGGCCAUCAUCAUCUUCGCCACUGUGAUGUUCUAUGCUGAGAAGGGCACAAGCAAGACCAACUUUACGAGCAUCCCGGCGGCCUUCUGGUAUACCAUUGUCACCAUGACCACACUCGGCUAUGGAGACAUGGUGCCCAGCACCAUCGCUGGCAAGAUUUUUGGGUCCAUCUGCUCACUCAGUGGCGUCUUGGUCAUUGCCCUGCCUGUGCCAGUUAUUGUAUCCAACUUUAGCCGCAUCUACCACCAGAACCAGCGUGCUGACAAGCGCCGAGCGCAGCAGAAGGUGCGCCUGGCAAGGAUCCGGCUGGCAAAGAGUGGUACCACCAACGCCUUCCUGCAGUACAAGCAGAAUGGGGGCCUUGAGGACAACGGCAGUGGAGAGGAGCAGGCGCUGUGUGUCAGAAAUCGGUCUGCUUUUGAACAGCAACAUCACCACUUGCUGCACUGCCUAGAGAAGACGACGUGCCAUGAGUUCACAGACGAGCUAACCUUCAGUGAGGCCCUCGGAGCUGUCUCACUGGGGGGCCGCACCAGCCGCAGCACCUCUGUGUCCUCGCAGCCAGUGGGGCCCAGCAGCCUGCUCUCCUCCUGCUGCCCCCGGCGUGCUAAGCGCCGGGCCAUCCGCCUUGCCAACUCCACUGCCUCAGUCAGCCGGGGCAGCAUGCAGGAGCUCGAUACGCUGGCAGGGCUGCGGAGAAGCCCUGGCCCUCAGAGCCGCUCAAGCCUCAAUGCCAAGCCCCACGACAGCCUAGACCUGAACUGCGACAGCCGGGACUUCGUGGCUGCCAUUAUCAGUAUCCCUACCCCUCCUGCCAACACCCCAGAUGAGAGCCAACCUUCUUCCCCUGGCGGUGGUGGCAGGGCCAGCAGCACUCUCAGGAACUCCAGACUGGGUACCCCUUGCCUCCUGCCUGAGACUGUCAAGAUCUCUUCCCUGUAAUGGGUGGGCCUGCCCACUCAGAAGGCCCCCUUCAUUACUGGGGACUCCUUUCCAAAGCCAUAUUUUGGGGAGGCAGACAGGGGCCGGCCUGGGGACCCCUUCUGCCCCCUGCUGAGAACUAUGCAAUGGACUUCCAUGGAACGACUCACCUUGGGGGCGAGGGGGAAGUAGUUAGGGAAUGGGCAACUUCCCCCACCCCAGACAGUUUUCCCCGUGGGAGCUGAAGCACUGGGCUUCCACAGGCCCUGGCCUCCUUGCCCCAGCACACUGAGGGACUGGCCCUUCUCCCCCAGCUGCCUCCUGCAUGCUCUUCCCUUCAGGUCCUUGGAGGUGGGUUGAGGUGGCCUGAGAGGGACAGCUGAGAUGUCCUCUUCUCUCUGGCUGGGCUGUGGAGCUUUGGGAGUUCAGAGAAGAGAAACCCCUUGCCUCUGAUCUGACCUCCAAAAAGAUCCUUGGCCUCUACCAGGCCCAACAAUUCCUAGAUUCUGAAGCUUGGAAUGCAAUCAAUUACAGGCUUCACGGGCUGUGGCCUCAGCAGUGCCCUGCCACCCCCAGGCCUUGGCUAAGGGGACAGGCUGCCUCUCCAAUACAUAGAUAGCACAAAUACCACCGCUCCCUUCCCUGGCUGCUGGAAACAGGUCCCUGCAACCUUGUCGUCUACUAGGCCCCUGGCAAACUCUAGCAAUAGCAGCUGCUGCCAUGACAUUAUGCAACACCUCUGACCGGUCUGCUGCAGUAGUUACGUCUGCCCUGAUUGGAGGACCACCUCUGAUUACCCCUCCUCCUUUCUCCUCCUUCCUGGGUUGGGCUGGAGUCUGGACUGGCUGAGAUAAGAGCCUGGCAGCAGCAGGUGCUGGACUGUGUUUGGAGAUCAUGGGCAUGUUCUUGGGCAGCAGCACAGACACAUCACGGGCUGAGGCCUGGAUUGUUCCUGAACUCUAGGAGCUUUUGGAGGCAGGAGGAACUUCUGAUUCGCAGCCCCGUCACCCACUCCUUUUCACAAAUUCCCCUCUCGCCUCCCUCCGGGGUCACCUUCCAGAAUUCUUGCUCUCAGGCUGAAAUCUGGCAUCAUCUCAGGUUCCCUGUCCCCAGCGCUGUCCCCACAGAGCUGGCGGCUGACAAAGAUGUAGUUUCCAUCGGUCAAUAAAACCUGAGAGGAGAGAUGGGGACCGAGCAUCUGUUGGCUCUGUGGGCUUGGGGGCUGGGUUGGCCAAGGUGGGGGUUUGAAAACACUCUUGAUUUCAAUUCCUUUCAACCAGUAGAAGGCCUGGUGUGAGCAGAGGUAUGAGGCAGGUGGCUGGUGAUGUAUUCUGGAAGAUGAGGCCCUAGAAGAAAUGAAAGAGGGUGAUUUGAAGAGUCCAAUCUACAACCAGGCAGGCUAGGGAGUCCCAUGCUACUCCUUUUGUACAUCAUUGGUUCCAGCUCCCUCAGUCACAGAUGGGUAAACUGAGACUCAGAGCAACACAUACUUGGUUAGAGGAGACUUCAACUCAGGCUUUCUGACAGCAAACAACUCUGAACUGAACCCUAAUAAAAGCAUCUCUCCGUCUGAUGGA